GGCCCAUCAAGGGAGGCCCACGGCCCAACCAAUCGACUGUCGAUCCUAAUGUAGGCGAGAGGGAGCAGUUGGGCUCCCGCCAAUCUCUCUUCACCUCUACUCCGCGCCCAACGUCCCCUCCCCUGUCCAACUCAUAUCCGCCCCUCCUGAAUCCCCUCUCACCGUCCGCAUCCACAGCCUCUCACCGCCCCGCCCUCUCCUCCUCCCUUUCCCCACCGCACACAUGCGACCUCCUCCUCUCCGUCCCUCGUAGCCCAUCUCCCCAUCUCCUCCUCCCUCCUCCACCGCCCCCUCCUCCUCAUCCUCGAUGGGGAACUGCUUCACCAAGAAGCCCGCCGACCCCGCCACGCCUACCGAUGCCGACACCCCCGCCCACGCGCCGGACCCGAGCCCGGCCCCGGAUGACGCCCCCGUCCAAACGGCACCCGUACCCACCGCCGCCUUCAGCCCGCCCCCUAAGCCGGCCGCUCCCAUCGGCCCCGUGCUCGGCCGGCCCAUGGAGGACGUCCGCGCCACUUACUCCCUCGGGAAGGAGCUGGGGCGCGGCCAGUUCGGCGUCACCCAUCUUUGCACCCACAAGGCCACCGGGGACAAGUACGCCUGCAAGACCAUCGCGAAGCGUAAGCUCGCCAACAAGGAGGACAUCGAGGACGUCAGGAGGGAGGUCCAGAUCAUGUACCACCUGUCGGGGCAGCCCAACAUCGUGGAGCUGAAGGGGGCUUUCGAGGACAAGCAGUCGGUGCACCUCGUCAUGGAGCUGUGCGCGGGAGGGGAGCUGUUCGAUCGCAUCAUCGCCAGGGGCCACUACACGGAGCGGGCGGCCGCGUCGCUGCUGAGGACGAUCGUGCAGAUCGUCCACACCUGCCAUUCCAUGGGGGUGAUGCAUAGGGACCUCAAGCCCGAGAACUUCCUCUUGCUGAACAAGGAUGAGGAUGCGCCGCUCAAGGCCACCGACUUUGGGCUCUCUGUUUUCUUCAAGCAAGGUGAGGUAUUCAAAGACAUAGUUGGCAGUGCAUAUUACAUAGCACCUGAGGUCCUCAAGCGAAGAUAUGGGCCAGAAGCUGAUAUUUGGAGCAUAGGAGUGAUGCUUUACAUUUUUCUCUGUGGAGUUCCUCCAUUCUGGGCUGGUGCUUCUUCAUCUAUUCAAAUAAUUCUUGUUUGUGCUGCCAAAGUCAUGAAACCAAAAAGUCAAACUAAUAUUUAUUCUAUCAGAAUUGACUUUACAAGUGACCCAUGGCCUAACAUUUCACCUGGUGCUAAGGAUCUUGUGAGAAAGAUGCUGAACUUGGACCCCAGACAGAGGCUGACAGCAUUUGAAGUUCUCAACCAUCCAUGGAUCAAGGAAGAUGGAGAAGCACCUGACACACCACUUGACAAUGCUGUCCUCAACAGGCUGAAACAAUUUAGAGCAAUGAACCAGUUUAAGAAAGCUGCCCUAAGGGUAAUAGCAGGAUGUUUAUCAGAGGAAGAGAUCAAAGGGCUGAAGGAAAUGUUUAAGAAUAUGGACUCUGACAAUAGUGGAACUAUAACUCUCGAAGAACUAAAACAAGGUCUUUCCAAGCAAGGAACAAAGCUGUCGGAGUAUGAAGUCAAACAGCUGAUGGAAGCUGCUGAUGCAGAUGGGAACGGAACUAUCGACUAUGAGGAAUUUAUUACAGCGACAAUGCACAUGAACAGAAUGGAUAGAGAAGAGCAUCUAUAUACAGCAUUUCAGUACUUUGAUAAGGACAACAGCGGUUAUAUCACAAAGGAAGAACUUGAGCAAGCUCUAAAAGAGAAAGGACUAUACGACGGCAAGGAAAUCAAGGAUAUAAUUGCUGAAGCUGAUGUUGACAAUGAUGGAAGAAUAAAUUAUGAUGAGUUUGCAGCUAUGAUGAGAAAAGGGAACCCUGAGACAAAUCCAAAGAAAAGAAGAGAUGUGUUCUAUUAAUCUGAGAAUGGAAAAGAGAAGUGAGAGGACCAGUGUUGUUUGAACU
This is a messenger RNA of Musa acuminata AAA Group (dessert banana), 1976 nucleotides long. Its product is annotated as calcium-dependent protein kinase 2-like. The coding region runs from base 308 to 1930 and encodes 540 amino acids. The transcript has 8 exons. NCBI's taxonomy places the organism in Eukaryota, Viridiplantae, Streptophyta, Magnoliopsida, Zingiberales, Musaceae. Gene Ontology annotation, cellular component: nucleus; cytoplasm. The record is from RefSeq and is a predicted model, not a curated record. Gene Ontology annotation, molecular function: calcium/calmodulin-dependent protein kinase activity; calcium ion binding; calmodulin binding. Gene Ontology annotation, biological process: intracellular signal transduction; peptidyl-serine phosphorylation; protein autophosphorylation.